ACUCCGGCCCCAGGAGGCGGCUCCGGAGGGGCGGGCGGGUUCCACCCCCGGCUGGCCGUGUGCCAGCGCCUCCCAAUUCCAGGAGCUGGGUGCGGGCUCGUAGCGGCGGUCGGCGGCUCCGCUCCCGCCUGGGCGUCUGGGCUCAGGGCCAGGGCGGGCGAGGGACGGCGGCGGCGGCGCCGGGCCGCCGAUCCCACGGAGGGCGGCGGCCUGGGCCAGCCAAGCCAUGGCGGCUCCGGAGCCGGCGCCCAGGCGGGGCCGGGAGCGGGAGCGGGAGGAUGAGAGCGAGGACGAGAGCGACAUCCUGGAGGAGAGCCCUUGCGGCCGCUGGCAGAAGCGGCGGGAGCAGGUGAACCAGGGGAACAUGCCCGGGGUCCAGAGCACCUUCCUGGCCAUGGACACAGAGGAGGGGGUGGAGGUGGUGUGGAAUGAGUUGGACUUCGGGGAUAGGAAGGCCUUCGCAGCCCAUGAGGAGAAGAUCCAGACCAUGUUUGAGCAGCUGGUGCUGGUAGACCACCCCAACAUUGUCAAGCUGCACAAAUACUGGCUGGAUGCCUUGGAAGCCCGGGCACGGGUCAUCUUCAUCACAGAGUACGUGUCAUCGGGCAGCCUCAAGCAAUUCCUCAAAAAGACCAAGAAAAACCACAAGGCCAUGAACGCCCGGGCCUGGAAGCGCUGGUGCACGCAGAUCCUGUCUGCACUCAGCUUUCUACAUGCCUGCAACCCCCCCAUCAUCCACGGGAACCUGACCAGUGACACCAUCUUCAUACAGCAUAACGGCCUCAUCAAGAUCGGCUCUGUGUGGCACCGUAUCUUCUCCAACGCGCUCCCAGACGACCUCCGAAGCCCUAUCCGUGUGGAGCGCGAGGAGCCCCGGAACCUGCACUUCUUCCCGCCCGAGUAUGGUGAGGUUGCUGAUGGCACUGCCGUGGACAUCUUCUCCUUUGGGAUGUGUGCACUGGAGAUGGCUGUGCUGGAGAUCCAAGCUAAUGGGGACACCCGGGUCACAGAGGAGGCCAUCACUCGUGCCGGGCGCUCGCUGAGCGACCCCAACAUGCGGGAGUUCAUCCUCUCCUGCCUGGCCAGGGACCCCAGCCAGCGGCCCUCUGCCCACAACCUCCUCUUCCACCGCGUGCUCUUCGAAGUGCACUCUCUGAAGCUCCUGGCGGCUCACUGCUUCCUCCAGCACCAAUGUGAGGGGCAGGCAGGCUGGGACCUCAUGCCUGAGAAUGUGGUAGAGGAGAAGACCAAGGCGGUGGACCUACACGCGGUCCUGGCAGAGAUCCCCCGGCCACCCCGGCCCCCGCUGCAGUGGCGGUACUCAGAGGUCUCCUGCUUGGAGCUUGACAAAUUCCUGGAGGAUGUCAGGAACGGGAUCUACCCACUGAUGAACUUUGCCGCUGCUCGACCGCUGGGGCUGCCCCGAGUGCUGGCCCCGCCCCCUGAGGAGACCCAGAAGGCCAAGACCCCGACCCCAGAACCCUUUGACUCAGAGACCAGAAAGGUGAUCCACAUGCAAUGUAACCUGGAGAGAAGCGAGGAUAAGGCCCGCUGGCAUCUCACUCUGCUUCUGGUGCUGGAGGACCGGCUGCACCGGCAGCUCACUUAUGACCUGCUCCCAACGGACAGUGCCCAGGACCUCGCUGCUGAGCUAGUGCACUACGGCUUCGUUCACGAGGAUGACCGGCCCAAGCUGGCUGCCUUUCUGGAAAGCACCUUCCUCAAGUACCUUGGAGCGCAGCCGUGACCUCCAGACCCAGCCCCUCGGGAGCAGCCCUGGCAGCACCCAUCAGGAAGCUCAGCAUUGGCCCAGGGUUCAGAGGACCAGGGACUGUCCCUCUGAUUACAUGCUGGGGGGCUGAUACCAAACACCUGCCUUGUACAGCUUCCAGGGAGGCCCUGGAGUGGGGUGGGGAAGGUGGUGGCUUCGGAACCGCAGGGGGCCUAUCAGGGGGUGAAGGAGCCUAGGUUAGGGGUCAGGUGAGUUGUUAGGCCCCACACGUCCUUAGGAUCAGGAUCCCCCAGCUAGCCAGCUUCCACAACUCAGAAUCUCUUCCCACAUCCUUCCUUUCCUGGCAGAGAGCUCUCCCCCUACCCCAUAACACCUGGUCAGUGAUUGUACCUUGAGCAUGGGGAAGGCCGCCCUGCAGAGAACCGCAGUGCUGGGGGUCAGGGUCAGUGUUCUGGACAGAUGUCUGCCCAGGGAAAUGCUCCACCCCCCGUUGGAAGCACAGACCCCCCAUGAGGAGCCCCACAGUAAGCCAGUGGUACCGCACCUGCAGACAUCAGGCACACUGCUGGGAACCGGACAGGGCCACAAACUGACAGGAGAAACAGAUGACAGAGAUGCUUCCAGAAGCCCAAGUUCAUCAUUCCAUGUGGCUCUUGGACAGCCCUCCAACCCUGCCCAGUGCAGACUUGCCAUGGAGCCACCUUCAGACCUUCCGCUGCUCUGAGACGGGGACCUGCCACCCCUUUGUAGAUACCUUCUGGCCCGUGCAUCCCCCUUUGAAGGGCUAUUUUCUCUUCCAUUCCCUGGCCUGGAGGGGUUGGGCUCAGGCAUCUACCUGUUCCUCACUGUGCCUCCUCUCAAGUUCAUUACCCACUUUGUUACUUCCCUCACCUCUCCCCGUGGCAGCUGCCUCCUCCUGGGUCCUGAGGCUGUCAGCUCCUGACUCCCUGUCUCUCCCACGCAGCUGCUUCCCGCCCCUCACCGCCCCGGCCUCCUUUCUCCCGGGCCGCCUCCCCUUCAUCUUCAGGUUGAGUUAAACAUUCUUAAACACUUUAAAUCGCAUGUAUAAAUUUAGUGCAUUCAGGUUCCUUUUUAAGUAUUCCUAGUAUCAAACCAGGAAAGCUCACAGUUGUAUCAGUUCUCUGUUGUUGCUAUAAGAAUUUACCACAAACUGAAUGGCUUAAAAUACCACAAAUUUAUUGUACUUCCACAGGUCAACAGUCUGGCACGGGCCUCACCAAACUGAACUCAAGCUGUUAGCAAGGCUAUGUUCCUUUCGGGAGGUUCUAGGGGAGCCUAGAGCCAUUUCCUAGGUGUCCAUUUUCUGCUCCUUCAGGUUGUUGGCCUGCAGGUGUCAAGCAUGGUUCAAGCUCUGGGCACUGGGCAGGAACUCAUCUCCUUGCAGCGGUCGGGCCAAGGACCCCAUGUUCUUGCCCGCUGUCAACUGAAGGUCAUUCUCAGCGUCCGCAGGCACUGCGCUCCUUAGCUCAUGUACCCAUCUUCCGUCUUCAAGGCAGCAACAACUAGUGGAGUCUUUCUCAUGAGCCGUCUGUCUGGUUUUUUGCACCAGGAAAGCCUCAUGUAAUUAGGUUGGGUCCACCUGGCUAAUCCAGAAUAAUCUCCCUACCGCAAACUUCCUUAAUCAUACCUACAAGAUCCCUUUUGCCAUAUAAAGUAACAUUCACAGGCUCUGGGGUUCCAGCGUGGACAUCUUGGAGGGAAGGUGUCAUUUUUCCACCUACCACGUCACCCUAACCCAAACCAAACCAAACCAAAAUUACCAAGGUAUAUCAAAUGAAUUAAAUGUACAAGCAUAGUGAAUCUCAAGUUGUCUUAAAACACCCAGAAGUUAUUCAAAUUCUCACAUCUUCCAACCUAAAUACCAACUCUAAAAUAACUUACACGUCCAGUUGGAAAUCCUAAACUAUCGUCUUAAAGUAAUUUGAGUGUCAAAUGCAUAACAGAUUGUACCCAUGAUUAAACUGAACUCAAAAAGUAUCAAUACUAUCAUGGCUUCAUUUAAUCAUGCUUUUGUUGAGGUUUUCAUUUUAACUUUUAUCUUUUCAAAGUUAUAUACACAUCGUUCUAAAAGUGCAAUGUUUUUGUAACCAACAAUAAACAAUCAAUGCAGUCUC
Messenger RNA from Suricata suricatta (meerkat), 3867 nucleotides. It is a transcript of the gene NRBP2, whose product is annotated as nuclear receptor binding protein 2. Gene Ontology annotation, molecular function: protein serine/threonine kinase activity; ATP binding. Gene Ontology annotation, biological process: endoplasmic reticulum to Golgi vesicle-mediated transport; intracellular signal transduction; protein phosphorylation. The record is from RefSeq and is a predicted model, not a curated record. Bases 227 to 1747 code for a protein of 506 amino acids. Gene Ontology annotation, cellular component: cytoplasm; endomembrane system. Lineage: Eukaryota; Metazoa; Chordata; Mammalia; Carnivora; Herpestidae. The transcript has 19 exons.